This is a messenger RNA of Scylla paramamosain (green mud crab), 1487 nucleotides long. RefSeq lists its product as uncharacterized. NCBI's taxonomy places the organism in Eukaryota, Metazoa, Arthropoda, Malacostraca, Decapoda, Portunidae. The transcript has 2 exons. The record is from RefSeq and is a predicted model, not a curated record. Bases 123 to 446 code for a protein of 107 amino acids.
UCUCUCUCUCUCUCUCUCUCUCUCUCUCUCUCUCUCUCUCUGUCUCUGUUUAUACAGAUAGAUACAGAUAGAUAGAUGUACACAGAUACAGACUUGUGCUUGUGGAGUAUAAAUGUAAGAGCAUGAAGCACAGUGUGUCUCUCCCCACAGGCACCUCCCGCCUCGCGCCUUCCUUCCUCCCGUCUCCCGGAGUGUACACACCUGCACUCUUGAGGCUGCUGGCGAGAAGAACUGUGUCCCAAGCCCUCCACCAUGGCCGCCGCUCCGAAAGUUUGCGUCCGUCGCGCGAAGCUCAUCUUCCUGAUGGAGAACGCAGGCAAGGACGUCUUGACCUUCGUGUUGAAGCGCGGCGCGCUGAACGCCCCCCGCCACGCCGCCAGGCCAGUCCCUCAUUGACUACCUUGACAACCUCCCUCAAGGCUCGACAGCCAACUAUGGCAGGAUGAGUAACAAACAAAAGAAAGCAGCAGUGAACCACAGUUCAGUGCUGCUUAUCCUCUGACGUGACUACUUUAUUCAUUAUUUUUUGUAUCAUCAGCGAACUUAGAUACUUUACAGGUGAGGUCCUCAUCGAUAUCAUUAACGUAAAUAAGGAAAAGAACAGGGCCGAGCACAGAUCCCUGUGGUACACCACUUAAAACUUCUCGCCAGUUUGAAAAUGUACCAUUUAAAACAACGCGCUGCUUUCUCUCAGACAGCCAGUCUGAGACAGCCAAUUGAGAAGUUUUCCAUUUAUACCAUAUGACUUCAAUUUAGCUAGUAGCCGGAACUUUGUCAAAAGCUUCUUGAAAAUCUAGAUACACUAAAUCUACUGCCUUUGUUUCGUCGUACAUGGUGAAAAUAUCAUUAAAGAAAUCAAGAAGAUUAGUUAGACAAGAACGUCUGUUUCGGAAGCCAUGCUGUGAGUCAUUGAUUAAAUCAUUUAUAUGUAGAUAGUUCACUACAUUGUUGCAAUUUACUGUUUUCAUCAGUUCACAUACUACAGAUGUAAGGCUGAUAGGGAUGUAGUAGGAAGAAGAGGAGGAGGAGGAGGAGGAGGAGGAAUAAGAGAACGAAGAGAAAAAGGAGAGCUAGAAGGAAGGCGAGAAAAGGAGGAGGAAGAGGAAGAUGAAGAGGAGGAGGAAGAAGAACAAAAAGACGAGGAAAAGGAGAGCUAGAAGGAAGGCGAGAAAAGGAGGAGGAAGAGAAAGAUGAAGAGGAGGAGGAAGAAGAACAAAAAGAAGAGGAAAAGGAGAGCUAGAAGGAAGGCGAGAAAAGGAGGAGGAAGAGGAGGAGGAGGAGGAGGAGUUAUCUUUAUCAAUACUAUUAUGGAACAGUGAAUAAAGAAAUUAAUAAACAGAUAAGUAGUGUGUGUGUGUGUGUGUGUGUGUGUGUGUGUGUGUGUGUGUGUGUGUGUGUGUGUGUGUGUGUGUGUGUGUGUGUGUGUGUGUGUGUCCAGGCAGCACACAGGUGCACAACACUCGGCCAUUACAGGAGUCACCUUGAGA